Molecule: messenger RNA, 633 nt
Organism: Alternaria arborescens
Lineage: Eukaryota; Fungi; Ascomycota; Dothideomycetes; Pleosporales; Pleosporaceae
Exons: 2
Coding region: 1-633 (210 amino acids)
Source: RefSeq, a predicted model, not a curated record
AUGCUCUACUCUUCCAUCCUCGUCGCCGCCUCGGCUCUCGCCGGCUUUGCCUCUGCGCAAAACGCCACGGGCAACUACAAUACCCCCAUCCCGUGCUGCAGUGUCGACCCGGGCUCUGUGCCCUUGGAUGACAAGCAGACGUGGUGCAAUGCCAACCAAAACACUUGCGUCGAACUCUGCGGUGGCCAGGGACAGAUUGCCAGCAACGGUAACGAGUGCGAUUCGCAAACGCUUGACUUCAGCUGCGAGUGCAGAAACGGUACUAACGUUAGCGACUCCAUGAAGAAGUACGAGCAGUCGGUCGACGGUCAAAUGUGCAGCUACUGGUACAUUCAAUGUAUCGCUGCUACCGGUUCCGAUGCUGCUGCACAGUUCCAGUGCGAGCAGGCCCGUGACAACGAGUGCGGUACCUUGACGACCUCGGACGCCACCGAUGCCGGCAACGCCGGCGCUUCAUCCUCUGGCAGCAGCCCCUCGGCCACCAGCAGCGGCUCUUCUUCAGAUAGCACAGAAACUGCUUCAGCUAGCGGUGCCUCCUCUACCCCCACUGAGGGUGCUGCCGUCCGCAACGCUAUCUACGGCACCCCUGCCCUCGCUGGUGGCCUCUUCGCGCUUUUCGGCUUCGCCUUGUAA